GUCCUAGGUACAAAUCACCUCAGGACAACAGCAGUGGCAUGCACAAAGGAGAGAAUGAAACUUGGCAAACUCUCAGGAUUCGUGGAAAGCGAUUCGAACAGAGAAUCCGGGGUGGGGGGAUUGUCUCUGUGCUGCAGAAGGUAAGACGUUUCACGACCACCACCACAUACGGGCAGAAGCUGGUAGUACCUGCCCCAGGUGGUGAUAGGGCAUUCGGCUUCAUCCUCACCCUCUGGCCUUCUCCUGUGGGUUAUCUGCGAUGGAAAUCUAAAUACAGGUAAAGAUGAUAACAAUUAAUUAUAGCAACGAUGGAGUCUGCCUCAUGACUUUGCCGGGUCUCGCCUCGGCCCGACUUUGCAGCGGUGGAGGGACGCGCUCCAUGGGUGCUCCUCUUUCCUCCCCAUCUCUCACCCAAAGCCCGUAACUCCUGACAGCGUUGCUCGCAGCUUUCUCCCCCUCGCCCUGGUAACCGCUGCCGGGCUGCGGGCGGGAGGACGUGCGGGGCCGCCCGUCCCUGGUUCCGUAUUGCCCGUUCCGGGAGGUCCCGCCCCAGCCCUGCGGGGAGGCUCCGGCCCAGGCGCGGAGGGGCGGGAGGGGACUCGCCCCCCGCCCGGGGCCUGUGGUGGGGCCGCUGGAUAAAGCGGUGCUGGGCCGCCCGCCUACCGCCAUAGGGGCGGCCGGGACGGGCCCAGGGGGGCGCCCGGCCAUGGCGAGCCCCGCACGGCCGCGGCAGGAGCUGGUAGCGGAGGAGAAGCGGCUGCGCGUCUCGGCCCCGCCGCUGCCCCGCGACAUCGAGCGGGAAGUGGCCGGAGAGCGGUCAGUGCUGCUGGAGCCGCGGCAAAGCGGGAGGCCGACGGUCCCCAGCCCCGGCGAGCCGCGGGAGGAGGAAGAUGAGGAGGAAGAGGAGGAGGAGGCAGCGGCGGGCGAAGGUUGCUGCAGCAAGUGCAAGAAGCGGGUGCAGUUCGCCGACUCGCUGGGGCUGAGCCUCGCCAGCGUCAAGCAUUUCAGCGAGGUGGAGGAGCCGCAGGUGCCCCCCGCGGCGCUGUCCCGCCUGCAGAGUCCGCCCGCCGAGGAGCGGGACACGCCGCCGGGCCAGGACGCUCCAGCGCCGCCCGCCUUCUGCCUGCUGCCCGAGUUCCCCGACAGCGGGGAGCCCAGCGCCGAGCGGCUGCGGCGGCAGCGCGUCUGCCUGGAGCGGCUGGGGCGGCCUUCGGCCCCGACCGACGUGCGGGGCACGGUGCAGGUGCUCGGGUGUCCCGGCCCCAAGGAGGUGACAGUGCGGUAUACCUUCAACGAGUGGCAUUCCUUCGUAGACGUUCCGGCAGUCCCCCUGCCCUCGGCCCCGCUGCCUGUGGGAGACUCUCCGGCCGAGCGCUACUGCUUCAGUCUGUGCGUCCCGCCGAGCCUGAGGGAAGGCUCGGCCCUUCACUUCGCCAUCCGCUACAGGAGCCCGCACGGAGAGUCCUGGGACAACAAUGGUGGCCGCAACUACACCCUGAGAUGCUGCGGCUUACUCGCGGUCAGCCCUGUGCCCUCCGCCCCGCCGAGCCCGGCUGCACCCCGGUAUUGAUGUCCCUGCAACCAGCCGUCCGUUGGAAGGGAGGGCCAAGGCACCUGUCCCGGAGACUACCUGAAAUCUGGUGGUCUUUAAGCAGUUGCUUUGGUUUCACUAGUGAAAGGUGGAUGUGUGUAGACUCGCGUUGCUGUGGCUUGUGGAACUGGUUUCUGUUUGGUUUUGGAGAGAAGAAGGAGACUGUGUAGCAGGGGCUUUGCCUUUCCCCUCUUGAAGUGAAUUUUGAGGUCUUGGUUUGGGUGUGACUUAACCUGAUCAUCAAGAGAUGCACAAGGAACUUGUGUGAAAGCUCACUUUGCCACAGAUUGAACUUUUAGGAUCCUACUUUCCCCUCUCACAUUGAGGGCUGUGACAGCAAUUGUUCUUUUUGUUCUUUUUUUGUUACUACUUUUCAGUUCACUGAAGUGUCAUAACAUUCACUGCUGUGAACACAUCAGACUUGUGACAGGCAUGUGUGCCCAUCCCACCUUUGCCAUGCCGGUGAUGUCUCCAGACAUCAGGCAUGCAGCUUGUUUUGGGGCUGGAUCUGGAGGUUAACUGGGCUGCUCUGGUUUCUGUCAUUCGGCACACUUCCAUACUGCUUCCUGCCUUCCCCAGGCUUGGGUCUGGCUAAGAGAAGCCAACAGGGACUUGUGCAAAAGUGCUUUUGCUUAAAAUAGACUGGUGACUUCUUUUCACACGACUGAUGAUUCUGACACCAGGAUGAAGGAAGAGUUAAAGGACUUGUGAUGGUGGUCGAUCAGGAGAACUUUGGUACUACCCACUUGCACACUGUGAAGUCAAAACUGGUGCCUGUCUCACCCAGAGUUCAGUAUUCCCUAAUGUGGGGAGCAGGGACUAAGCUAUCUGGACGAACUUCUCACCAAGGAGUGGCAAUGCAGAGAGGCUGUCCUCAGUACGGAAGGAAAACAAGUGCCUUAGUUCAGCUCUCUGGUUACGUUUUGCACCACAUUUCUCAAGUAUCUAUAAUUUAUUUGUCUUCUUUUGCUACUUUGUGUUCAGUGUUUGUAUCUUGCUGGGGAAGGGGUUUGUUGUGCACACAGAUGGACUUGAGAUGAUUUCUAGUCUAUUACCUUGCGAGUCUGAAGGUUACUGCUGGUGUCCCAAGUCCUGAAAUGAAGCAGAAAGUGCCAAUGCAAAUAAGUUUGUAAUAAUAAUUAAAAACUAAAAGCUUCAAAAAGUCA
Molecule: messenger RNA, 2757 nt
Organism: Pogoniulus pusillus (Red-fronted tinkerbird)
Lineage: Eukaryota; Metazoa; Chordata; Aves; Piciformes; Lybiidae
Gene: PPP1R3G
Product: protein phosphatase 1 regulatory subunit 3G
Exons: 2
Coding region: 707-1570 (287 amino acids)
Biological process (GO): regulation of glycogen biosynthetic process
Cellular component (GO): protein phosphatase type 1 complex
Molecular function (GO): protein phosphatase 1 binding; glycogen binding
Source: RefSeq, a predicted model, not a curated record